AUGGAUGAAGUUUUUGUGUCCUACAACGAUAUGAUACAAGAUAAUGACUGUGCCACAAGCGUGGAAUCAUACAAAGAUGUGUACGAAUUUUUGGAAAAUUCUGCUGAAUCCAAUUUCCACUAUUCAAAUGAAAGUCAAAAUUCGAGAUUUGGCAACUCGUGUUCCGCGGAUGAAGAAAACAUCCCCAUAUUAUCCUACGUAAGUAAUAAUUUCAAGCUGAAAAAGGAGAAAAAGUAUAAAAAAUGCUACACAGUUAGCUACAUAAAUAAUAUGAGCAGCGCUGAGAACUUCCCGCUUAAGGCAUAUGGACGAGUUCCCCCCGACAAAGAUAAACCAAAGAGAGUAACCAAUAUUCAGUGGCAACCCUUAGGAAACAAUGUUCCCGAAAUUGAUAAGAUAAACUUAUCCUAUAAGAAAGCUUGGGAUAUAGGAAAAGAAGGUUGCAAUGGGUUACUCAUUAAAAAUAUCUUCCAAAGUUAUAAACAGAAAAAGCUGAAUUACAUGGUCUUAGAUGGCACAAAUAUAGACAACUUCUUAACGGUGUACUCUCACACGUACCAGGCCGCUGUAAAGGGAGUUACCCCCAAUGUGCUACGAACGUUCAGCUUCUACGAUCUGGAGAAUGCCUAUUUUAUGUACGACGUUAAAAGCAUCCACAUUUUCAGCAAAGUGAAGGGCAAAGACAAAAAAAAAAGCGUGAUAUUAAAAGGCCUAAACGCUAACUUCUUUAACGCUAUAUUGGUGUGUAUGUACGAAAUAGUAAUUUAUUUAAAUUUCGCCAAUUAUACGCAUGACUCGACGAAUAAAUCGAGUAACAAAAAGAAAAAAAAAAAAAAGGGGGACGAGCGAAGCGAGAAAAUCUACUACGUCAAAUCAGCGAGGAACGAAAACAAUGCGUAUAGCAGUAAGAUAAAGGAAGUCAUAUCCAAGAACAAAAAUAAGAAAAAAAUAAAUGGUGCCGCUGAGAAUGGCGCUUUUAUCCGUAACGAAAUGGGAAAGGCGGAAGAGAGUAGGAAUUUCCCCGGAGGGGGAAAAAACAUAAACGUUGAUAGAGAGAAUCCAAACCAUAUGACACUUUGGUCGUCCAAUAAUCACGAAGAAUUUGGUUAUGAGUACAUCAAAGACAUAAUAAAAAAAGAAGAGAAGGAAUUGUACGAGACGGACAAAAUGUACCACAACAGCAAUGAUGAGUACUCGUCCCAUACGUCCGACAGCAUAGAGCAAUAA
This is a messenger RNA of Plasmodium inui San Antonio 1, 1227 nucleotides long. RefSeq lists its product as hypothetical. Lineage: Eukaryota; Apicomplexa; Aconoidasida; Haemosporida; Plasmodiidae. The coding region runs from base 1 to 1227 and encodes 408 amino acids. The record is from RefSeq and is a predicted model, not a curated record. The transcript has 7 exons.